UUUAGUCCAUCACAAAGAUCUAAUUUUGAAUAUUUUUAGAUUUAUGAAGAUUUUACAAUGACUGAUAUAGUACAGAGUGAGUGGGUUGUGGAUCCCAAAAAUUCAAAUGUUAUGAUUCGUAGAGUCAGUCUCAGUAAGGAACGAGAGUACUGGGACAGGGUUAAUCAUGAGGGAGAAUCAGUUUUCUCUGUAGCUAGGAUGUUUGAAAACCAGGAGAAGGUGAACCCGUCCCAACCUGUCCAUAAACCUGGGAAACUGAACCGACAGUCCUUUGUAGAAAUAUUCUCUAAUGCAGGUGAGAUAGCUAAACCUGAGAUAAAGACAGGGCGGAUUGAUGUUCAAGAGUCUGUGUGGGAGUUAGGACUGGAGCAGGAGAGAGAAACUAAACCCAAUAUCAGAGUUGGAAAACUAAAUACACAAAACCUUUUCCAGAACCAGGAGGAGAGAGAGGAAAUGAUUAAACCAAAGGCGAAUAUAGGAAAGUUGGAUCCACACCAGAUCUUUAAUUCGAAACAGGAGAACAAGGAGAACGUAAAGGAGGUUCCAAGAAUAGGACGGAUAAAUCCAGAAACCGUUUUCCAACAUAGUUUCUCCGAACCGUUGAGGUCUCCAGAAAAUGCUCCAAAGAUCGGAAAAAUCGAUUUGGGAAGUGUUUUUGAAAAUGGGACUGAGGAGAACAAGGUUCAAGAACGUAAAGUCGGCAAACUCAGGGUACAGGAGUCCAGUUUAUUUGAGAACCCUGAGCCUAAGCCUAGAGUUGAGGUUGGAAAACUUAAUCCUGAAUCUAUUUUUAAACCUUCUCCUCCGUCGGAAGAAAAAUUUGAGAUUAAAAUUGGAAAGAUUGAUACGUCAAACCUAUUUCGAGCUGUUGAUCCAGUAGAACCCAUAGUUCAACCCUUGAUUUCUGUCGGAAAACUGAACCCUGCAAGAAAUCCUUUCAGGGAACCCUCCCCGGAGGAUAAACCUAGAGUUAAAGUUGGAAAAAUUAAACCAAAACAAUUUCUUCCUGAUUCUCCGAUAGAUGACAAACCUGAGCUAGUUGUGGGAAAGCUAAACCCGGAGAAUAUAUUCCCGCUCUCUCCAUCCCAUUCGGAGGAAGUAAAGUUCUACAAACCCACGGUUCAACCCAAGAAAAUGAAGGUUGAGCAAGUUUUUCCGCUCCUCAUGCAAGAGGAACCAAGAAUCCAGAAGGAGGAGGUUAGGGUCGGUAAAAUUUCUCUGGCAGCAUUUAAACCUACGGAGGAAGAUACUGAGUUGUCUCCCAGUCCUAGUCCUAAAGUUGGAAAACUAGAUCCUUCUAAACUGUUUAACCAGGUUCAGGAUGAAAAGGAAGGGUUCUCAAGGGAAACGAAAAGAGAAAUUCGGAAACUAGAUCUCAGCAAGGUUUUCGAAACCGUUCAGGACUCCGGGAUUCAGGAACAUCGAGAGGAAUCGAGUCCAAUCCAGGUUGGAAAAUUGCGGAGCAGUAUCUUUGAGCAGGUUCAGGUUCAAGAGAAUAAUGAACCAAUUCCUGUUCGUGGAGCAAGGCGGGUUAAUAAGGGAAACAGGAUCUCCUGUCUCAUAGAAAACCUUGGGACGGAGAGAGCGGAGGAGGUUGAAGAGAGGAGGGACGAGGACGACAAGGAGGUUGAGGAUCUCAAACUAGGUCGGAACAGGAUGUCUCAAAUUCAGAGCAUGUUCUCCGGUUCUCAAUCAGAUUCUGUCUCUCCACUCCGAACCCGGAACUUAGGAUCAGAUCGAGGAGACUCAGAAACUCCUUACUCCGAGUUCUCUGAGCUCCGGGACGAAGGACUUGUCUCUACAAACCUGCAUAGAUUCACCACAGGAAAUAUUUUGGGUGGAGGAUCUAACACGACAGGAAGAAAACCAUCCUUGGUAGAAACUAACUACAUUGAUAAGAAACAUAUAGAAUCCGUCACCGCCAAGUUUGACGGAGGAAUAUCAACAGAUUCGUCCGUCGAACGACGAGAGAAACUUCCGGUCGGAAAACUACGAAAUCCAGAAUCUUUCCUCCAACAGCAACAGGACACUGAGGAGGAAACCCAUCAGAAAGUUAGGGUUGGAAAACUAAACUCAGAUAUUUUCAAGGUUCAGUCGGAAUCUGAAGAGCCAUCCAAACCCAUACUCCGAGUGGGUAAACUAAAUACGGAGAAUCUAUUCCCAAAACCUGAAGAAACCCAACCUAAACCUCAGCCUAAAGUUGGAAAAAUCUCGACAAAGGACCUGUUCGAACGAGAUGGGGGAGGGAUGGAGGAGGAGGUGGACGUAUCUUGUAUCCGGGUUGGUAAACUUACAGAGAGCAGGUUUAGAUUGAGCUCUGACAUAUCGGAGAUAGAGAAAGAUACAGAUACAAAUAUCGUUCCAUCAGGAAUGGUUGCUAAGAGUGCAUCUGCAUUUAUACAAACUGGUUUUGAUGAAAAAUCUCCAAGUAAACUGAGCAGAAACAACACAAUCACCAGGAAAUCAAAGAGUGGGGACUGCGAGCUACAGAAGAAGUAUAUGGAGCAAACUGCGGGAAAACUGCAGGAGUUCAAAGACAAGACGGCUUCAGAAGCAAGUGAGGAUUUAAAUAAGAUUCAGGAGGGAUCCGUCCGAGGGGUGUCCUCCAGGUUACUCUACGAGGAUCAGGCAAAGCCUGCGGAGAAGAUUGAGGUGUCAGCAAGAGAAAAGAGGGACGAGGAGCUCCAAAAUAUCAAGGUUGGGGAUGCAAGGGAGAAGUUCUUUAGUUCAAUGAUCUCAAGUAGUGAGACUAAAUCCAGUAGUGCUCACAGACUGGGCACAUCUCUCCUUCCUACAGUUCCUGGUGCAGGAAUUGGGGUUGGAUUCAACAAAGGAAAAGCUCUGUUCCAACGGUGCCAGGAGAAGGUUGAGGAGAAGAAGAAAGAAGAAUUGAUCCCUGGAGUAGAUUUCCAAGAGAUCGAGGACGAAUUCGAGAGGUUGCAUCGAGAAAUGAUGGGAGAACCGGAAGAAUGAAAUUUUCUUAAUUUGGAAAUUUUUGGAUUUUUAUGACAUUUACUCUGAUCUUCCACGCUGUUCUUUUAUUUUUAUUUUUGUAAAUAAUUUUCAAGUAUUUUUAAGUGGAAAUGUAAAUGUCUGAUUCUGGAAAAAUUAUUUAAACAAAAUAAACUUGAAUAAAUGUCUUAAAUCGCUGUUAAAAACAA
Messenger RNA from Eurytemora carolleeae, 3161 nucleotides. RefSeq lists its product as uncharacterized. Bases 58 to 2973 code for a protein of 971 amino acids. The record is from RefSeq and is a predicted model, not a curated record. NCBI's taxonomy places the organism in Eukaryota, Metazoa, Arthropoda, Copepoda, Calanoida, Temoridae. The transcript is spliced from 15 exons.